Molecule: messenger RNA, 1644 nt
Organism: Dermacentor albipictus
Lineage: Eukaryota; Metazoa; Arthropoda; Arachnida; Ixodida; Ixodidae
Source: RefSeq, a predicted model, not a curated record
ACACCUCGUGGAGCUGGCCGAUCCCCCAUAGUGGGUGUGAGCCCCUCUCCAAGGAAAACAAAGCAAAGCAAAGGAGCUGAGCCGUUUUUCUAGUGGGACAUCAACUAGCGGCACAAGGUCGAGAUGAUCGGCGCUUCGAAGAACCACCCAAAGUCUGCCCUGCGCACGCCUUCUCCGCAAGCUCGGGCCCGUCGGGUCUCCUUCGCCGUGCCUAAAGUCGAAGAGAGCGCCUCUUACGUGACCGGGCCCUUCGUGGCACCCGUUCUCCAGCCAGCCACGGAAGGCCCGCUGGCUGCGCCCUACCCUUACGGAGGCGGUGCCGCACACUGGACACGGAACAGCCCGUUCUACGGGUCCGUCGGUGAACUGAUGCCUUCGUCUACGCAUGCCUUGUUUGAAAGUAAACUGCCAGUAAUGACUGACCCGUUCGCGGAAAGAAACUCGAUGGUCCAAGGUUACUAUUGGGCCAGGCCUGCGCUUGGCAGCAGGUGGUCCCAAACGUUCCAACCCUUUCCUCAACUGGAAGCCUUUCCGGAGGUGCCAUCAGACAACGACGAUGCAACGUCGCCGCAUCUGACCAUGCGCAAAGUCGGCGUUGCAGCUCUCGCAGCUGCCCUCCUGGCCGUCGUCGUCCUAGUGGCGUUGGCAAGUAAGUUUUCGACUGCGGUCGCUGAGAUGGAAGCCUCGGAAAUGCCCCACGUGAUGAGGCCGUUCCAGUCGGGAGACAUAAGGAUCGCCGCGCCACUGCCGCCCAUCAAUGCUCCGGUGCGAGCAAUGCCGAGCGUGACCGUUCGUCCCCGCGCAAGGCCUACCAGACCACACAGGGUCACCGCUCCCCGGCGACUUCUGCCAACCGCUACGCAGCGAGGUUUGGCCGACAGCACUGCGGCAGGGCCGGUGACACGCACGGCGACGAGCGCGGGACGGCAUACUGUGAACCGAGCGCUUUCGCACGAGUGCGGCGGCCACUUCUACACCUACUGCACCGCUGCUGCCGUCGCGAGCGGGGUCUACUACAGCGCCUCGUCGCACGCCUGCCUCUCCGCGGCGGAGGACAGCGUGCACCUGUGCAACCGCGGCGCCAACCGCUUCCCGAACCUCGGGAGCUGCCUGGCCAGCUGCGUGCACGCGGACGGCGGAGAACCGCACGACCGCUGCUACGAGAGCACCCUCUUCACCACUUGCACGAGGCAAGACGUGGCGGAAGCGUGGUGGUACUACAACGGCUCUGCGUGCACCGAGUGGACCUUCCCGCUCGGCAAGUGCCCGUCCCUAGGCCGGAGAGUGUACCGCUCCCGCGCGGAGUGCGACAGGACGUGCCCACUGCGUCGGCAACGCGGUAACACCACCGUCAGUAGGCGUCGCCGGUGUGGCUCACCUGUCGCUACCAUGUGCACUCCGCAGCAGGUCAAGUACCCGUACUUCGCCGAUAUGCAAGCGCAGGGCAGCGCCAGAUGUGUCAAGGCAACGAGCCAUACGCUUCGGCACCGACGCUGCCUCAUCGGGUCAAACCGAUUCGACUCGGUCGCCACUUGCGAACAGAGCUGCGUCCACUUGUGACGGAGGUCAGCUUGAAGCGGCCUGAUGCAGCUCAGGCGAUCCGUUACAGUAUUGCAUCCUGGAAUAAACUUCGCCUCGCGACAA